CAAGCCUUUCGCAUGGAUGGAGCUGAAAAUGAAUGCGUUUCGCAUCUUUCGCAGUAGCGCCUUCGCACUCCUUUCGUUUUCUUCUUCUCCUUACUUCGAACCCUCAUAAUCGCUGCAAAUCUCUAGAACAUUCAAGGAAAGGAAUAGAACAGAAAAGAAGAUUUGAAAAUUGAGUUUGAAAAACUUGUGCUGACGUUGAGCCCAGGUGACGGAGGAGCGGAGUGAUGGUGAGGAUAUUACCAAUGGCUUCCUCAUUACGACCUUCGAUUUCGUCAUUUAGGUUUGCAGCCGCUUCUCGUUUGGCUCGUUCUCUCACUUCCUACGCCCCAACUCGGAGGCUGGCUUCAUUUCAUCUCGGUUUUGCUGUUCCACAGGCUCAAYUAUUUGGUUUGAACUCUUCGAAGUUGUUGAAAAAGGAGCAUAAUAACACCAUGAGGGUGGCCGUAAAUGGAUAUGCAGCACAAGCUAGCACAAAAGCCAGUCCAGAAAAUCUUCUUGAGUGGGUCAAAAAGGAUAAGAGGAGGUUGCUUCAUGUUGUCUAUCGGGUUGGAGAUAUGGAGAGGACGAUAAAAUUCUACACUGAGUGCUUGGGGAUGAAGCUACUGCGAAAACGUGACAUCUCAGAGGAGAGAUAUACGAAUGCAUUUCUUGGAUAUGGUCCAGAAGAUGCUCACUUCGUCAUUGAACUCACUUACAAUUAUGGAGUUGACAAGUAUGAUAUUGGAACUGGAUUUGGCCAUUUUGGUAUUGCAAUUGAAGAUGUUUCCAGGACUGUGGAACUGAUAAAGGCCAAGGGUGGAAAAGUUACCCGAGAACCUGGUCCUGUUAAAGGUGGCAGUACCGUAAUUGCAUUUAUUGAAGACCCAGAUGGUUAUAAAUUUGAACUUCUGGAAAGGGGGCCUACUCCGGAACCUUUAUGCCAAGUAAUGCUUCAUGUAGGCAAUCUUGAUCGAUCCAUAGAUUUCUAUGAGAAGGCAUUUGGCAUGGAGCUUCUUCGCAAGCGAGAUAAUCCAGAGUAUAAGUACACAAUAGCAAUGCUGGGAUAUGGCCCUGAAGAUAAACAUACCGUGCUGGAGUUGACAUACAACUAUGGAGUUACCGACUACGAUAAAGGGAAUGGUUAUGCCCAGAUUGCAAUAGGCACAGAUGAUGUAUAUAAAACUGCAGAAGCGGUAAAACUCUAUGGGGGGAAGGUCACCCGUGAACCUGGACCAUUACCUGGCAUCAACACUAAAAUUACAGCAUGCGUAGAUCCUGAUGGUUGGAAGACGGUUUUUGUAGAUAACAUCGAUUUUCUCAAGGAGUUGGAGUAAGCUGUGAAAGAAUCAUGGGAUAAUGCCAUCCAGAUGAGAUCCAAUCCCAGCUUGAAAGUAAUUUUUAAUGCUUGCGUCUAGCUUCUGAUUGAAUAUAGAGAGAUCCUGUCUAUAUAUGCCACGAUGUCUUGAUGGUUUGCUAUUAGGCUUGACACUGUGAUGAUCAAGUAAGUAUACGUUUAGGCUUUGGAAGAUUUACCUCCAUGAGUUAUAUUAUAGUGAAAGACAGAAAGAAAGAAAGAAAGAAAGAAGAAAACUUGCCAUACUCUGUGUAAUGUUUAUUUAUUGGUUACGAUGAGCCGAUCUGUGGCACAAAAAUUUUGAUACCAACUCGAGUUCUGUUUACUUGUAUGAUUCAGAUAAAGUUCCAUAUCCUGGAGAUAGCAUGGUUGGCUCCGCGGCUAUUGAUAUAUUAUAUGGUAUUAGUUGUAUAA
Messenger RNA from Momordica charantia (bitter melon), 1747 nucleotides. Its product is annotated as putative lactoylglutathione lyase, chloroplastic. NCBI's taxonomy places the organism in Eukaryota, Viridiplantae, Streptophyta, Magnoliopsida, Cucurbitales, Cucurbitaceae. Gene Ontology annotation, molecular function: lactoylglutathione lyase activity; metal ion binding. Gene Ontology annotation, cellular component: cytoplasm. The record is from RefSeq and is a predicted model, not a curated record.